CCAAAUUAAUACCUCCUAAUCAACGGUGUACACCCGCGUACCCUGACAUCCAACGGUUGAAGUUUUUUUCCUAGGAAACGAAGAAAUAGAAAAAUAAGGGAAAAAAAAAUCCACCGAUAAGAAAAAGCUGAAAUUAGGGUUUCGGUCCGUAUAAAAGAACUCCCAAAUCCCCGAUUCUGUUUCAAGCUCAAACAGAUCUCUCUUUCUUUCUAUUUGUUAUAGUUUUUUCAAUAUUUGCUACCAAUUAUGGGAAAGGGUCCUGGUCUCUACACUGAAAUCGGCAAGAAAGCCAGAGAUCUUCUGUACAAAGAAUACCAGACUGACCAGAAGUUCACCAUCACUACCUGCUCUCCUACUGGCGUUGCCAUUACAUCUACAGGUGUAAAGAAGGGUGAGCUGUUUGUGGCUGAUGUCAAUACUCAGCUGAAGAACAAGAAUAUCACUACUGAUGUCAAAGUGGAUACAGACUCUAAUCUAUUUACAACCAUUACAUUUGAUGAACCUGCUCCUGGACUGAAGGCAAUUUUGAGCUUCAAAGUUCCAGAUCAAAGGUCUGGAAAGAUGGAGAUUCAAUAUCUGCAUGACUUUGCAGCUGUAAGUUCUAGCAUUGGGUUGACACCUAACCCUAUUGUUAACUUCUCUGGUGUGAUUGGGUCCAAUGUUACCUCACUUGGCGUGGAUCUGUCAUUUGACACCAAAACUGGGAACUUCACAAAAUGCAAUGCUGGACUCAGCUACUCAAGUGCAGACCUAGUUGCUUCAUUAACUUUUAAUGACAAAGGUGAUUCCCUGAAAGCAUCCUACUACCAUAUUGUGAACCCUUGGCUUGCUGCUGGUGCGGAGGUGAGCCAUAGCUUCUCAACCAAUGAGAAUACAAUUACAGUUGGUUCCCAGUAUGCAUUGGAUCCAUUGACCACAUUGAAGGCACGAGCGAACAACUUUGGCAGGGUAAGUGCUCUUGUUCAGCACGAGUGGCGACCAAAAUCAUUCUUCACCGCUUCUGGAGAGGUGGAUACCAAGGCUAUUGAAAAGAGUGCCAAGUUUGGAUUGGCUCUUGCACUCAAGCCAUGAUCAUUCAGCCCCACCAUGUCGCUGGGUAUUAGAAGUGCAGUCAAGUUCUGUCUGGACCAAUUUUCCUGUUCUCAAGGUUGGUUGCAACCCUUUAGUCUGAGUUCUCAUGGUGAUGCCUCUUUCUUUCUUUUUUCUUGGUUUUGGAUGUAAAAAUAAAAAAUUAGAGGUGUCAAAAACCCAUGCCAUUACUGUCCGAGUCCCCGCAAUCUCUAAUUACUCCCAACUUAAAACUGAGUUGAAUACCCUUAUUUCAGAGGGUUUGGUUCAUAAUUUCUUUCCAAUUCUUUGAUGGCUGCGCCUAUUUGUCUGGUGAACAACAGCUUUACUUCCUGUUACCCAUUUUGGUUGUCAUUGUUGAAGUUGGUUGGUUCAAGAAAUUUAAUUUUUGUUGGUGGGAACAA
Messenger RNA from Manihot esculenta (cassava), 1472 nucleotides. RefSeq names its product mitochondrial outer membrane protein porin of 34 kDa. Gene Ontology annotation, biological process: monoatomic anion transmembrane transport. Lineage: Eukaryota; Viridiplantae; Streptophyta; Magnoliopsida; Malpighiales; Euphorbiaceae. Gene Ontology annotation, cellular component: mitochondrial outer membrane. The transcript has 6 exons. Gene Ontology annotation, molecular function: voltage-gated monoatomic anion channel activity. Bases 247 to 1071 code for a protein of 274 amino acids. The record is from RefSeq and is a predicted model, not a curated record.